GGUGCUGCCAUGAAAUGAAAAAGAACUAGGGCAAGAAGCCGAGAGAAAGAAAGAAAAAUAAAAUUUUAUUUUUCGAAACAAAAAGAAGACUACAAAUUAUUUUGCAGCAAAACCGCCGGUGGAGUUUCGUUCGCAAGGUUUCAACGUUUAAGCCUAGGAAUUUAUCUGCUUUACUAGGAAAUGUCACCAGCAUCCAAGUCUAAGUCAAAGGACAAAAAAGCUGGGAAAGAAACAUCAAAGGCUUCUUUAAAAUCAUCAGGAUCUGCUAUUGCAGGUAGUAGUAUCCCAGCUAGUGCGUACAAUCCAAUUUCAGGAACAUUUCAUACCUUUGAAUCAGUUCCAUCGUCCUCUGGAUCACCCCUUCAUAGUAAUGGUCGUUUCAGAAACAUAGAUGAAACAGACGAGCAUGUAGGAGGCUCCCAUGUAUUGGGGUUUGAGUAUGACUCUAUUUCUAACAAUGGUAGCUGGUCUGGUGAGUCAGAAGAUCACAAAGAGAAAACAUCUAAUGCUUUCCGACAGGAAAUAAUACCAGGAGCUGACAAUGAUAAGAGAGAAAAAAUCCGUCAGAAAAAUGAGAAGAAGCAUCAACGUCAGAAAGAGAGGCGAGCUCAGGAAUUACAGGAGCGAUGUAGUGGCUAUCUCAUGUCAAGAAAGCUUGAAGCAUUGGCUCAACAGCUUGUGGCAAUGGGAUUUUCUCAUGACCGUGCAACAAUGGCUCUUAUCAUGAACGAAGGCAAAGUAGAACAGUCUGUUGCAUGGCUGUUUGAAGGGGGUGAAGAAGCAGAUAAGAACAAGGAUCCGAAUCCUGGUGGGGGUAAUUUGAAAAUUGACAUAUCCGAAGAACUUGCUCGGAUUGAAGAUAUGGAAAUGAGGUACAGGUGUACAAAGCAGGAAGUUCAAAGAGCUGUUGUUGCUGCAGAGGGAAAUCUAGAAAAAGCAGCGGAAACCUUGAAGGCGAUGAAGGAGGAGCCACCCUCUGCACCAUCAAAGCCAGAAGAGACUGGCGAUUCUCCCACUAGUGAUAGUGGCAUGCAUUCAAUUAGUUCUAGUCGCAACUUGGAAGUAAGGUCGCAAUUAAAAUCCAAUCCACCUCUGACUAUACAACAGCGGAGGGAUGAAAAGGAUUUCAACUACACAAAAGCAGCUGUUACAGCUGGAGUAUCUUCCCAAUCUAAUAGUAAAAGUGUUCCAGCCCUGAAGAGAAUUGAACCAAAGCUUGAGUGGGCAAAACCUCAAAAACCUGUAGUGCCUGCUGAGAAAAGAUGGACAACUGCAGGAUCUAAUUCUUCCGGUUCCUAUUCCCUGACAUCACCUUUGCAAGCAUCAGCUCCACCGGCCAAGGCAGAAACUCGGUAUAUACCUGUUGGAAUUGAAAUCAAGAAUCUUCCAUCAACAGUUAGGGAACCAGUUAUUAUGAUGCAACGACCCCAAUCUCUGAGUGCAAAGCAUGUUCCAGCUACAAGCAUGAGCUCAUCUCCUCCAACAACCGCUGUUAGUUGGUAUCCUACAAAUAUUGUUGAAAAUAUGAAGUCCAAUGGGUUUAUGAGCCACAUCCCGAGUACAAGUCAUAGUACGAGCACUAUUAACUCAAAUCAGAUGUAUCACCAGCUUCACUAUCCACAACAGCAGCAAUACUUCAUUCCUAAUAGCAGUCCAGAGGAGUCUACUGGGAAUAUUUAUGGAAAUACUUCAUGGAGUAGGGCAGGUUCUGUGCCCACAAUUUCUGCGGCUUCCUCCCUAGGACUUUUCUCAGGGUUGGGAUCAACUGGCACAUCUGGUUCUUCCUCUCCAGUUGAUUGGAGCACUGCUGGCUCGUUGGCACAGUUUGACUACACAAAUAUCGACUGGAGUUUGAAUCGAGGCUUAUCUUCCCCAAGUCCUAGCAGAUUGUGGCCGGGGACAACAACUUCAGUUAAGAACUCUCAUAUAUAUAAUUCAAAUACUAAUCCUGAGAGUGUUAAGUCAACAUUGAGAUUGACUCCAGCCAAUGGGAAUGGUGUUCCCAUUCCGGGAUUGAAGGAUGGUGUAGUGUCUAAUGGCGAUUCAUCAGCUGCCGGUUCUCGAGAGUGGACAUCACCAUUUGAAGGGAAAGAUCUUUUUAGCUUACCUAGACAGUUUGUUUCUUCUGCUUCUCUGUAGGGUGGGAGAAAAGACUUAAAUGAAUAAAUUGAAGGAAAAAAAAAAAAAAAAAAGUGUAUGGAUUUGAUGUUUUUAUUGUUGGUUCUUCUUAAGAUGCUGCUGUUCUGUUGAUUGUUGGUAAAUAUAUCUAGUGAAAAAGCAUCCCACAGUCCUUGAUUCCUUUUUCAUAAUCUGAAUAUUCAGAUAUUGUGCUAUUUGUUUUCUUCAAUU
This is a messenger RNA of Pistacia vera, 2349 nucleotides long. RefSeq lists its product as uncharacterized. Bases 181 to 2139 code for a protein of 652 amino acids. Gene Ontology annotation, molecular function: protein binding. The transcript has 2 exons. NCBI's taxonomy places the organism in Eukaryota, Viridiplantae, Streptophyta, Magnoliopsida, Sapindales, Anacardiaceae. The record is from RefSeq and is a predicted model, not a curated record.